UAUCCAGUUCAUUUUGAAUCUGGAGUUUUCGAUGCUCUAGAAAAUUGUCUCUCUUCAUUGCAAAGGGCAAGUGCAAAAGUUUUCCCGCGAAAGUAAAUCUCGAAAUAAAAUUGAUUAUUAUAAAUUGAUUGUUUGACCCCGAAACAAAAGUGAUUGGUCCGGGUGGCGGUUUCAAGCUUGUUUUGACACCUUCCAGCUUCCAAACUUUUUGCAAGCUCGACGAGUGUGGAUUAGCAAUUUUGCAUUCCUUAUGUUUAACAUUUUGUGCCUGCCUAAACUGAGUAGACUCUAACUUUUAAAUAAACUCUAAAGAUUCUGAACCUGUUUUUGAGCAGUUAGCGAUCGUUCUGCUGGUUUGAUUGUGGAGCUGGAGACAUCUUUUGUCGUUCGUAAACACUGAAUUCCGCACGAGUAGUGUCGUGUAGACUCUGUAGAGUGUAGAGUUUAGACGAGUGUAGACUGUAGAGUGUAGACGGUUAUUAUUGGACGAACUCGUGUUAUCAAGAGCUUCAGCUUUUGGCACAUUGGACCUUCUUAAUUGCCGGUUGCGAUUCUGUGAGUAUGGCAGACAGUGUGGGAAGUUUGGAAGAUGAGGCUCAGAAACGACGGGAACGUCUGAAAGCGAUGAGAAAACAAACGAUGGACGAAGCGUCCGAUUGCACUGAAGCUAUACCUGGUUCUCCCCGCUCAAAAAGGCCUGCCGACGAGGCAGAAGCUCCUGUUCUUCCAAAGCCAAAGUUUCGGAGUUAUAACCCAAAAAGCGAAGAGCUUCAAGGCGCGGUUCUGCCGAAGGCUGUACCUGUUGAUGUAAACGCACUAGUACGCGAUCAGUUGGAGGCAGCUGCUGAUGGAGGGCUAUCGGAGAAUAUUGGAAUAGGUGGAGAAGGAGAAAAAUCUCAGAACGUCGACGAUGUGCAACUCCUGAAUCUGGCACCUAGGAAACCCGAUUGGGAUUUGAAGCGUGAUGUUGCGAAAAGUUUGGAAAAGCUGGAAAGAAGAACACAACGCGCAAUCGCGGAGUUAAUACGAGAAAGAUUGGCAACGAGCAAGGAUAAUGAAAACCAAUCAGUGGAUCUUGCACAGGCUGUCACAUGGGGUGCGAAAGCUCAAGAGCAGUCAACAAUUGAUGAUUGGGAAUCAUAAUAUUAUUAUAAACGCACGAGGUUGGUUUAAGGUGCACCUUCUCUCCAUUUCCUUUCCAGCAGGUGUGACUAGCCAGUAGCCACUAUUGAAGAUCUCCCGCCCCUUUGGGGCCUUGGUUUUUUCACCUUUCGGACAAAGGAAUUUAUGUUGUUUUCAAUGUUAUAGUAACCGAUUACAACGCUGAAUGCGUAAAAAAUGGAUUGAUAUGAACUAGAAGUACUAGUACUUACUGGUUGGGCUGCUUAUGAAGUGUGGCCGCCGGCCGGUACGGGUUAUGCAUAAUAAACAGAAUAUGAAUA
Molecule: messenger RNA, 1442 nt
Organism: Paramacrobiotus metropolitanus
Lineage: Eukaryota; Metazoa; Tardigrada; Eutardigrada; Parachela; Macrobiotidae
Product: coiled-coil domain-containing protein 12-like
Exons: 5
Coding region: 562-1143 (193 amino acids)
Cellular component (GO): U2-type spliceosomal complex; post-mRNA release spliceosomal complex
Source: RefSeq, a predicted model, not a curated record